AUUCUCCUCCCUCCCUCUCCCUGCAGCCGGUGUGUCCGCGGCGGCAGGAGGCGGAGGCAGCGGGAGGGGAGAGAGGAGGAGAACGGAGCCGGGCUGCCGGGGCCGCCCGGGAGAGCUGCUGCUGCCGCCGGUGCCGGUGCUGCCUUGGCGGCGGGAGGCCCCGCACUCCCGGCCGCCACAUCUGCAGGGCAAGCAGCCCGCCGCCGCUCCCGCCUGUCCUCCAGCAGUUUUCGCUCUGGGCUUAAGUGAGGAGGUGUAGGGGACAGGGGUUUGUUUCGAGGGGAUGCUGAGGAAGCCGUUCCCCUCCCGUAGCACAUUGCCUAGGCGUUCCUAUUAUGGAAGUUAAGUGAGAAACUCCGCAGCUUGAACUGAUUUGGUAGAGAAAGGGGUAGGGGGAGGGCAAGAGGAACGCAAAAUUAGCCAAACCAAACCAAACCAAUGAUUUUCCUGCAAAGUGCUGGGAAGUUUGUGGAGCACGUUCUAGGAAUCAGGUCCUUUCUCAGAGUCUUUCCUUGUCUUCCGAAGAAAGAGCUCGCUUUUGGAUUGCCAUGGAUCCUAAAGAGAGUCUUAGACACACUUGAGUAAUUCCUCUGCUGGGGCUGGAUUGGUGGGAAUUUAGGAAGGAGCGUGUGUGUGCAAAGCAGAAUCUGCCUCCGGAGCUCACUCGCUGCUCUAAUCUGUAUGGAUCUAAAAGUGUCACAUUCAAGACCUUUUCAUCUGCAGCUUUUGAUUUCAAGAUUUCCCUUUCCACUUUAAGUAGCUGCUAGGAAACUGAAAACUUUUGGACCUACCUCUUACUGGCUUUGGAUACUUUUUCUUUCCUUUUUUUUUUUUUUUUUUUUUUUUUUUCGUAUUUCUCUGGAAUUGGUCUCGCAAGCGAUCGGGAUUGCCUUUAAUAUGUCAAAAUGGGUCUGCUGACGCCACUCCUGCUCUUUGGAUUUGCAUUUUUCCAAGUCUAUGGAUCCCGUCUCCGCCAGGAGGAUUUUCCACCACGGAUUGUUGAGCAUCCUUCAGAUGUCAUAGUCUCUAAAGGAGAACCAACAACUUUGAACUGUAAAGCUGAAGGACGGCCAACUCCUACUAUUGAGUGGUACAAGGAUGGAGAGAGAGUGGAAACAGACAAGGAUGAUCCGCGCUCCCACCGCAUGCUGCUGCCCAGCGGAUCUUUAUUUUUCUUGCGUAUCGUGCACGGACGCAGGAGUAAACCUGAUGAAGGAAGUUAUGUUUGCGUAGCAAGGAACUAUCUUGGAGAAGCUGUGAGUCGCAACGCAUCCCUGGAAGUGGCAUUGCUACGGGAUGACUUCCGCCAAAACCCUACAGAUGUUGUGGUGGCAGCUGGAGAGCCUGCCAUAUUGGAGUGCCAGCCACCUCGUGGACACCCUGAGCCUACAAUCUACUGGAAGAAAGAUAAAGUCCGUAUUGAUGACAGGGAAGAGCGGAUCAGUAUACGUGGCGGAAAGCUGAUGAUCUCCAAUACAAGAAAAAGUGAUGCUGGCAUGUACACUUGUGUUGGCACAAACAUCGUGGGGGAGCGAGACAGCGAUCCAGCAGAGCUGACUGUCUUUGAACGGCCCACGUUUCUCAGGCGACCGAUUAACCAAGUGGUGCUGGAGGAGGAGGCUGUGGAUUUCCGGUGCCAGGUGCAGGGGGAUCCCACACCCACAGUCCGGUGGAAGAAAGAUGAUGCAGACUUACCAAGAGGAAGGUAUGACAUCAAAGAUGACUAUACUUUGCGCAUUAAGAAGGCCAUGAGCACAGAUGAAGGAACCUACACAUGCAUUGCCGAGAAUCGAGUUGGAAAAGUGGAAGCUUCUGCUACCCUCACUGUGCGAGCUCGCCCCGUUGCUCCCCCACAGUUUGUGGUGAGGCCACGAGACCAGAUUGUAGCCCAGGGUCGAACAGUGACUUUUCCUUGUGAAACUAAAGGAAAUCCCCAGCCAGCUGUUUUCUGGCAAAAAGAGGGAAGCCAGAAUCUACUCUUCCCAAACCAGCCUCUCCAACCCAACAGCAGGUAUUCAGUGUCACCAACUGGAGAUCUCACUAUUACCAACAUUCAGCGGUCUGAUGCAGGCUAUUACAUUUGUCAAGCACUGACAGUAGCUGGAAGCAUUUUAGCAAAGGCUCAGCUGGAGGUUACUGAUGUCUUGACAGAUAGGCCUCCACCCAUCAUCCUCCAGGGGCCGAUCAAUCAGACACUGUCAGUGGAUGGGACAGCUUUGCUGAAGUGCAAGGCAACCGGUGACCCUCUCCCUGUCAUCAGCUGGUUGAAAGAAGGAUUCACCUUCCUCGGCCGAGACCCUCGAACAUCCAUACAGGAUCAGGGGACACUUCAGAUUAAAUCUCUGCGGCUGUCUGAUACUGGGACUUACACUUGCGUUGCGACAAGUUCCAGUGGGGAGACGUCUUGGAGUGCUGUGCUGGAGGUGACAGAAUCCGGUGGAGCAACAGUCAGUAAAAAUUAUGAUAUAAAUGACCUCCCUGGGCCACCAUCCAAACCUCAGGUCACUGAUGUUACAAAGAACAGUGUCACCCUGUCCUGGCAGCCAGGGACUCCUGGAAGCCUACCAGCUAGUGCAUAUAUCAUUGAGGCUUUUAGUCAAUCUGUGAGCAAUAGUUGGCAAACGGUGGCUAACCAUGUGAAGACCACUCUCUACACUGUGAGAGGACUGCGACCCAAUACAAUCUACCUGUUUAUGGUGAGAGCUAUCAAUUCACAAGGCCUGAGUGACCCCAGCCCUAUGUCAGAUCCUGUCCGAACACAAGAUAUCAGCCCACCAGCACAAGGUGUGGAUCACAGGCAAGUGCAGAAAGAAUUGGGAGAUGUAAUUGUACGACUGCAUAAUCCUGUUGUGCUGACACCCACAACGGUUCAAGUUACCUGGACGGUUGACCGCCAAUCCCAGUUUAUUCAGGGCUACCGAGUGAUGUAUCGCCAAACAUCUGGCCUACCUUCUCCAGCUGUAUGGCAGAACUUGGAGGUCAAAGUCCCAACUGAGCGCAGUGCUGUCCUUGUCAGCUUGAAAAAGGGGGUCACUUAUGAAAUUAAGGUUCGCCCUUAUUUCAAUGAAUUCCAAGGAAUGGACAGUGAAUCAAAGUCUGCUCGUACCACAGAGGAAGCUCCGAGUGCCCCUCCUCAGUCUGUUACUGUCCUGACAGUUGGAAACCACAACAGCACAAGCAUCAGCAUCUCCUGGGAUCCUCCGCCUCCAGAUCACCAAAAUGGAGUCAUACAGGAGUAUAAGAUCUGGUGCCUAGGUAAUGAGACUCGAUUUCAUGUCAACAAAACAGUAGAUGCAGCCAUUCGGUCUGUAAUAAUAGGUGGCCUAUAUCCAGGUAUUCAGUACCGCGUGGAAGUUGCUGCAAGCACCAGUGCAGGUGUGGGAGUAAAAAGUGAGCCACAACCCAUAAUAAUUGGAGGUCGUAACGAAGUUGUCAUCACUGAAAAUAACAACAGCAUAACUGAACAAAUCACUGAUGUUGUCAAACAGCCUGCCUUUAUAGCUGGCAUCGGUGGUGCCUGUUGGGUAAUUCUGAUGGGUUUCAGCAUCUGGUUGUACUGGCGCAGAAAGAAGAGGAAGGGGCUCAGCAAUUAUGCUGUCACAUUCCAAAGAGGAGAUGGAGGACUAAUGAGCAAUGGAAGUCGACCAGGUCUGUUGAAUGCAAGUGACCCCAGUUAUCCUUGGCUUGCAGACUCUUGGCCUGCCACAAGUCUGCCGGUAAACAACAGCACUAGUGGACCCAAUGAUCUUGCCAAUUUUGGUCGUGGAGAUGUGCUGCCACCAGUGCCAGGGCAAGGAGAUAAAACCGCUACUAUGCUUUCUGAUGGAGCCAUUUACAGCAGCAUUGACUUCACCACGAAAACUAGUUACAACAGUUCCAGCCAAAUAACACAAGCUACACCAUAUGCCACCACCCAGAUACUGCAUUCCAACAGCAUCCAUGAGUUGGCUGUCGACUUACCUGAUCCUCAGUGGAAAAGCUCAAUUCAGCAAAAAAAUGACCUAAUGGGAUUCGGUUACUCUCUCCCAGACCAAGGCAAAGGCAACAAUGCCUUGCUUUACAUCCCUGACUACCGCGUGGCUGAGGGAUUGGCUAAUAGAUUACCACACAACCAGUCACAGGAUUUCAGCACCACCAGCUCCCACAACAGCUCUGAAAGGAGUGGCAGCCUCUCAGGUGGCAAAGGAGGGAAAAAGAAGAAAAACAAAAAUACUUCCAAGCCCCAGAAAAAUAAUGGUUCAAACUGGGCCAGUGUUCCCCUCCCACCCCCUCCCGUGCAGCCACUUCCAGGCACAGAACUGGAACACUAUGGGGUGGAUCAGCAAGAAGCAGGAUAUGACAGUGAUGGUUGGUGUCCACCUUUGCCAGUUCAGACCUACCUACAUCAGGGCAUGGAGGAUGAGCUUGAAGAAGAUGAUGAUCGUGUCCCCACACCUCCUGUGCGAGGGGUAGCUUCAUCACCUGCCAUCUCCUUUGGGCAACAGUCAACUGCAACCCUCACUCCUUCUCCACGAGAGGAGAUGCAGCCAAUGCUUCAAGCCCAUCUUGAUGAAUUAACUAGGGCUUACCAGUUUGAUAUAGCAAAGCAGACAUGGCACAUCCAAAGCAAUACACAACCUCCUCAGGCUCCAGUUCCGCCCCUAGGAUAUGUAUCUGGAAACCUUAUUUCAGAUUUGGAAACAGAUGUUCCAGAUGAUGAUGAUGAUGAGGAUGAUAUUGAAGAAGAAACUGUAGAAAUCAGUAGGCCGCUAAGAGGUUUAGAGCAUACUCCAGGCUCCAGUAUGGACAAUCUAGACAGCUCUGUGACAGGUUCAAUGGUAAAUGGAUGGGGUUCUGCGUCUGAUGAGGACCGUAACUUUUCUAGUCAUAGAUCUAGUGUAGGUAGCUCCUCAGAUGACUCGAUCUUUACCAGCGGCAGUUUUGCACAAGCACUGGUUGCAGCAGCAGAUAAAGCUGGUUUUAGGCUGGAUGGAACCAGUCUGACAAGAACAGGCAAAGGAUAUCCUUCCUCUCAGAGACCUCGACCAAGCAGUCCUUUUUCUACUGACAGCAACACCAGUGCAGCUGUCAAUCAGAGUCAGAGGCCAAGGCCCACUAAAAAACACAAGGGAGGACGGUUGGACCAACCUUCCUUGCCUCAUCGUAGGGAGGGAAUAACAGAUGAUCUUCCACCACCACCUGACCCGCCCCCUGGUCAGGGUUUAAGGCAGCAAAUAGUCCCCGGCCAGCGUGGAGGCUCAGCAGAGAGGAAAGGAAGCUCUCUUGAGAGGCAGCAUGCUCCGAACAUAGAUGAAACAAAGAGCUCCCUGGACCGGCAAGCUAGGACAUCAUUAGAGUGGCAGCGACAAACCCAGGAGUGGAUAAGCUCUACAGACCGCCAAGAGGAUUUCAGGAAAGCCCAACACAAACAAGCCUUUGGAUCAGAAGAGGCACUCGUACCAUAUAGUAAACCCAACUUCCCAUCCCCUGGCGGCCACAGCUCUUCAGGAACAGCUUCUUCUAAAGGAUCGACCGGACCUAGAAAAGGUGAAGUCUUGCGAGGAGGUCACCAACGCAAUGCCAGUGACCUUCUCGAUGUAGGCUAUGUGGGAUCAAACAGUCAAGGACAGUUUACUGGUGAAUUAUAGUAGUUGAGAAGACACAUUGCAAGCUGCUCUGAUGGACCAUCAGGUCUGAACUCAUGGAAGUGAUGACACUAAACAGUGCAAUGAACAUUUUCUUUAUUUAUGUACUAUUAAAAGAACUGUAAAUGCAAUGUAAAGACACACAGCCACACAUAUCCCACAGAUAUUUUACUUGUGUUCUUCUCUUUAAUACACCAUCCACCUUAAACUAUUCCUUGUCAGGAGUAUAUAAAAAAAGAAAGGAAAAAAAAAAAAUCACCCUCCAGGAUGAAAAGAAUUUCCUUCUGUAUAUAAUUUCUUUUGUUGCAUUGCUAUGCAAGCUCACCUUCUUUUUAGCUAUGUUCAUAUUCAUGUCUGUUUUUACUGGUCUGUUGUACUAUAUGUGAAUUAAUAGGCUGUGGUGCCAUAUAUUAACUUUUAAUUGUGUAACUUUUAUGUUUAAAGUUUGCACUGCAAUUUUAUUUGGUGAUAAGCACAAAACUCUACUCCUCAUGACAUGAAGAAGAAAAAAAGAUUGAAUGUGUGAAGAAGGUUUACGUAAUGUAAGCUACUUUGGAUAAUGCUGGAUGUAAAGCAGUAUGUUAGUUGGGUUUCCAUUGGGGUGUAGAAAUGAGAAAGUGACAGGCAAAACUGAUGUCAGUGGAGACAUCAGAGACAUUUAAAUCUUUUAAAAGCAAGCAACAUAGUUGCUCUUCGUAUUUAAGAAGGGGUCAGAAGUUGGAAGUGUGAGAUUAAAGAGUGAAUAUGAAAAUAAAAGGUAGCAUGAGAUGGCCUAGACCCUUUCACUAGAAUGAUGCCCUUAGUAUCUGUUUUCAGCCAUCCCAUGCCACCAAGUAAAAGUAAAGAAAAACAAACCUUGCUACAAACAAAAGAACUUAAGGUGUUUCACUAAAGCUGUUUUUAUAUUGCAGUUUUAAAGAAUUAUUACCAUUAAUUUCUCCAACCCAAAAUUUAGACAGAAAUUUCCCAGGAGAAACAAACAAUAUAAACACAAGGAAUACCUAGUAAGUAGUUAAGGAUGCAAUUUAUUAUUAAGACAUAUUCAAGCUGCUUCCAAAAAAAUUGAAGUGUCAGAGUAUCUUAUUUCAUCUUUCCAAUACAUGUACAGUACAAUAGAGGAUAGAGCUGCACCACUGAAAUUCAUGACAUUAAUUGUUUUAAUGCAGUCUAAACAAUCCUUUGUAUUCUAUUACCUGAAGUCUGCAAGAGCUGAAGCUGGAUCCACUAAAUUCACAGUAAAAUGUUUAGAGUUUAAAAGGAAAGGAACAGUCAGUUAUUUUUGGCUUGUAUUUAAAUACCUUCCUGGCAAUACAGUACAUCCAAAAAGUUAGGUAUAAGCAAAGAAAAUCUUUGACCUGUGUUUUAGUGAGUGGCUUCAAACCCUACUAUGAUGAGGAAAUAACGCAUGUUUAUACACUUUUUGAAUAAACCAGACUCUGUAAGUGGACAUUAAUGACAGCAUUCUGUCUCUUCAUUAAUUUUCAUGACUUUGUCCAAAUCUUCUGUACCUCUCAAAUCUCAAUGAGUCAAUUGUCAAGCUUUUCUUAGAAUAUUGUAUGUGGAUAAUCCACUCAUUUGAUGCUUAAUUUAAAUAUUGCAUCCUACAGCUUAUUUCUGUUAGUUAUCUGACCAUGAACACAAGUUUCCAUUUGAAUACCCUUUUCCUAUAACCAGUCUAUGUUGUUUUAUAUAUUGCCUUGGAGCUCACCAGUAUUAAGAACACUUUUAGUAAUGACAGAAUUUUAGAAAAGUAAAUUACAAUGCUAAAUAUGUGUUGCUUUUCAUUUCAUUAACUUGUUCCAUGAUAAGAUAAAACACUACAGCCAUCAACUAUAACUCAGCACUAUUGAAUAUUAACAAUACUAGUUAACUUCCUUAAGGCCAAGACUGUUAUUUAGCAGGUUAUAAACCAAAAAAAGUUGAGAAAAAAAAUGUAUGCAUUUAUAUAUGUGACCAAUGAAUAUAUGUAAUUUUCCUGCUUGUUAAAACAUUAUAAUGAAAACCAUUACGUAAGAGUGUGCAAAAAUGUUCUGGAAAGAUAAAGAAGACAUCGUAUUUACAUAUGUAUGUUUUUUUCUUUUGGUAUUAUCAUAUGAAGCAAAGAUUAUUCAGGGUACAAUUCAAAUUUAAUACUCUGGAAAACAUUUAACUCAGUCACUGAUAGAUUUUUUUUCUUGCUUUUAAUUCAAGAGCUUGUGCUGAGCUUUGGUGGAACACCUUACUCACUAUAUCCUAGUCAAAAUUCAGUAUCAUUAGACUUCGAUAAAGCCAUCCCGAUUACUUUCGAAUACGUGUUUUAUCUCUUCCACUGGAAAGUAAAUGUGUGUCAGUAUUAAAGCUGUGCAGUACCAUGAUAUUCACUAACUUGUCCAUCUGCUUCUGUACAUUUUUGUUCAUUAAUAAGUUGCUUACAAUAUUACAUAAGGUGGUGUUGUGUAUCGCAAACUGUCUCCAUUAUCUUACAGGUGAUGUCUCUUCUUUUUUUCUCUCUCUUUCUCUCUCUUUUCUAUACAGUGUACUUCCAAUGAACCACAGUACAUAUUUUUUAAAAUAUGCCAUUUAAUUUACUAUUUUAAAAGAAGUAUUCUUCUUUUUUUAAAAGAAUCAAAAACAUUUAUUGUGAAUAAUGUGUUUAAAGAAAAGGGAUGUUGUGGCAGCACUUAGAAUGGGUUUUUAACUUUUUUUUUUUAAAUACCUGUUUAUUGGCUACAGUUUGUUCACGAAAAAGUAUGACCUCUUAAUGUGUUUCAUUGGUAUUGUUAGUGCAGCGGAGUUUAAUUGGCAUAAAAAGUUGGUUAAUAGUACUGUUGAAGUGUGUAUUGUAUAUUUACUGGGGAAAAAAUAAAACAUAUUCACAUUUCAAAUCUA
Messenger RNA from Neopsephotus bourkii (Bourke's parrot), 8492 nucleotides. RefSeq names its product roundabout guidance receptor 2 (gene ROBO2). The transcript has 30 exons. Gene Ontology annotation, molecular function: protein binding. The coding region runs from base 906 to 5627 and encodes 1573 amino acids. The record is from RefSeq and is a predicted model, not a curated record. Lineage: Eukaryota; Metazoa; Chordata; Aves; Psittaciformes; Psittacidae.